AGGGAGAGAGCAAGAGUAUUUUAAAUCUCAACCGCUGUUCGUGAUAAUAAAAACGUGUAUGAGAAAUCGAUAAGAGUAGCAGCAGCUGAAGUGAAAGAAGCGCGCAUACACACACACAAACACAGAGCGCCCAUUCUGCGUGCGUUUGUGUAUGUGUCGGCAAGUGCUAUAAAGACAUGUUAGCAUCUAAAACAUUCUGAACCAUUCAAAGAGGCUAUUAAUAAACACACACCCACACACACGCACAACAAAUAUGAAAUUGAAAAUGGAGCUACACAAACGGGAAUCAAGUGAACGCACUGGUUCCGCACCACAGCUGAGUCAGUUCAAUGAGCUGCUCACGUGCCACAUAUGCCGAGGCUAUAUGAUAGAUCCGACCACAGUGGACACUUGCUAUCACACAUAUUGUCGCAGCUGCAUUCUGAUACAUUUGCUGCGCGAUGCUUACUGCCCACAGUGCAAGUCGAGCGGGGGCAAACAUAUCAGAGAGGAUAACCUCAGAUCCGAUGACACUUUGCGUGCGCUGAUUUAUAAACUGGUGCCGGGUCUCUAUCAGCGCGAAGGCGAACGUCAAAUGGAGUUUAAGAAACAGCACAAGGAACUGGAUGCCGAGGAGGAUUUGUUGCUCAAAUCACAACGACAACAACAACAGGAGUUCUAUACGCCUGGAGAGCCUAUUAGUUUAUCGCUGGAAUAUCAUCCAGCAACACUCAAGAAUUGCGGCUCAUCCGAAAAGCCGCCCAUCUGCUAUCUGCAAUGCCCCGCAAACUUGAAGGUGGGGCAUCUGCAGCGCUUCCUCUGCUCCAAGUACGACAUCGAUCCGGAGAAUAAGCACGUUGAGGUCGAGGUCACGUAUGAGGAUGAGGUCUUGCCGCUACUCUUUACGCUCAUGGACGUCGGCUAUUGUUACCACUGGCAGCGGCAUGCGCCCAUGGCGUUUCGCUAUAGAAUUCUGCUGCACGAGCGCGCAGAAACAAAAAACGAUGAGAGCAAUUUGUCAAAGGUUAAACAGGAUGCUGAAGCCAAUGUCGCUGUGGCCACGAAGCCAAGCAAAUCGGUGACCUUUGCCGAUGAAGUGCCGCUGCAUGCGACAAGUAAAACGCGCAGCAAAGCCAACAACAAUAAUAAUAACAACAAGUUGGCCAAGACCAAACGUCAGCCAGCCGGAGGCAAAAGAGAGCUUGAAGAAGCAGCAGCAGCAGCAGCGGCGGCGCCCACAAAUUUUAAGAGCUUGCGCAGCAAUGAUAUGCGCUACAGCGACUAUGCUGUACAACAACCACAACAACAGCAGCAACAGCAACAACAGCAGCAGCAACAGCAACAACAACAGCAAUCUCUCAAUCUCAAUAUUGUUGUCAGCAUACCACAAUCGCAGCUCAGCAAGUCGACGGCGAGCUAUGCCGACGAAGGCGCCUUUGAGCUGAAGACAGCGAACAAGAAGUCGCCGCCGUCGCAGGCGCUCAAACUGAAGAUCGAGCUGAACAGCAUGACGACGAAGCUGACAUUGCCGCGCUCGGCUGAGGCGCGGCUGGAGAGCGCCUCGGCGGUGCAGCAGCAGGUGGAUCUGGAGACAUAUGUCAAGAACAUUGGCCUCAAGCCCAUUGAGCCGGCGCAGCAGGAGGCGCUCAAAUACAGUCCGAACGCCUCGCCCAUGUCCUCGAGCAGCUGCUCCACCAACGGCUCCAAUGGCAGCGCCAAUAUUGGCAACAGCAACAACACCAGCAGCUCCUCCUCGUCGCAUCGCAAGCGCAAAAAGAAGCACUCGAAGGAGCCAAAGGAUGCGAAUGGCAAGCGCAAGAAACUGCAUGCGGAGAUCAGUUCGCAAACCGAUGGCAAAAUGAAGAUGAAAAUCACAACAACGCACAACCACAAGGCGCACAAAGUGGAUCUAAAGCGCUCCCAUUCGCUGGCAGGCGGCGAGCUGGUCUCGCUCAAGCAGCUACAGCUGGAGGAGCCACCCAAGGCGGCGGCGGCGGCAGCAGCUGCCGUCGUCACAGCAGCAACUGCAAUCACCGCAGCCAAAGAGGAUGCACUGAAUCGCACGCUGGGGGAAGAGUCACGCAGCAUCAAUAGCCUCAUGACAGCCAGCUCCAAUUGCAGCGCAGCUGCAGCAACAGUUGCUGCCGAGCCGGUGCUCAAACUGCCUGCCUCGCCGCCGCUGCCGCCCAGCCUGUUCAAGGGCUUCAGUGCCACAGCGGCAACUGCAACUGCAACUGCAACAACAACAGCUGCAGCAGCAGCAGCAGCAACUGUUGCCAAGCCAGCCAAGUUGGCCAAGCCGCCGCUGCUCAGCAAUCACAAUAGCAAUCGCAAGCCGAGCGCUGUGCAGGCGCCACAUUUUCUAGUGCCACAGCCGCCGCUGCGCCAGACCUUGCCGCCGUACAUGCAACGCUGCCACUCAACGGCGCCCAGCUCCAUAGCCAGCGCGGCCAACAAGCUGCCCAAGCGCGCGCUCUCGCUCGACGAGAGCCAGCAGCAGGCGCAGUUGCUGGCCAAGCAGCCGCGCCGGGACUACCAGCAACAGCAGCAGCAGCAGCAGCAGCAACUGCAUCGAGUCGGCUCUGUUGCCGCCAGAUCGAAGAGCAACGUCUAUGCGCCGCCUAUGCUCAUGCCGCAGCUGUGCCCCACUGGCCUCACCAUCACGCAGCAUCCGCGCAACGUGCCAGGCUAUGCCUAUGCCGCGGACAGCGGGCUGGAGAUAGUGCGCCUGGGUCCCAAUCCGGGGCUAACAGCAACUGUUGCCGGUGCACGGCUGAUGGGACCGCCGGCCAGCUUGCCGCGGCAGCCGGCCAAGCGUGCCACAAACGCGGCGCAGUCAUCGCCGCCGCUGUCGAUGCCGGCCAUGGUCAAGUCGCCGCCAUUGUCUGUGGCCCUCAGCGCACAGCGAGCGGGCAACAGCAGCAGCAACAUCAACAACAUCAACAACAUCGGCAACAUCGGCAACAAUGUUGCUUAUCGCACAUCGCCGCCCGCCUUGAUCAAUCUGCGCAACGCGACGACGCAUGCAGCCUUUGCAGCAAAAUCAAAUGCUGCAGCAGCCGCUAAGAAGGCCGCAACUGUGGCAGCAGCGAGCAGCCAGAGCAAAGCCAAUGGCUUGGCGCUGCUCGACAAGUCGAAAACGAGUUUGCGCGAAUUUCGGCCGCCGCCAGCAACAACAGUUGCAACUGGCACGACAGCAACUGCAGCGACAACAGCAACAGUCAAGGAUGCUGACAUACUUGAUUUAUCAGCAGGACGCAGCAGCAGCAGCAGCAGCAGCAGCAGCAACACAAACAAAGCUGGCGCCCACAACAACAGCAGCAACAACAACAACAAAUCAUUGAGCAGCAGCAACAACAGCGGCAGCAGCAACAGCCUGGAGGCAGCCUUAAACAAAAUCAAGCAAAACAUUUCCGCCAACAGCAACAGCAGCAGCAGCAGCAACGCUGCCGCCGUUGCUGCUGCUGUGGCUGCGGCGGCGGCGGCGGCGGCUGCCGCGGGCAACGGCGAUGAUCUACAAAAUCUGCAUAUGCUCUCCGAGUCGGCAACGGCGCGUGAGAAAAUCUCGAUUAAGUGCGGCAAUAUCUAUGAGAAUAAGCCAAAGAAUGCGCUGGUUCGGCCACAGAAUGCAUCCGUGCGCAGCAUACCAAAUCCCUCAGCGUUGGCCUUUCGCAAUCAGGCAACGCCAACGACAGCCACAGCCACAGCAACAGCAACAGCAACAGUUGCUGCCGCUGCCACAGCAACUGCGCUAGCCAAGCCGCUGACUGUCAAAGCCGAAGAGACGAUCAAAUUGACAGCAGCAGCAACUUUGCUGAGUCCCAGCAGCAGCAGCAGCAGCAGCAGCAGCAGCGGCAACAACAGCAGCGUGGGCGCUGCUGCUGCCACCUCGCCGCGCGCUUUGAAAAAAGCAACAACAAUUGAUCAAGUUGCAGCCAAUUUGAACAUACGCGCCGAGGCCAAAGCAGCCGCCCUGGCCGAGGAGGCGCCACUUGGCAGCAGCAGCAACAGCGGCGCAGCACCAGCAACUGCAGCAGCAGCAACUGUGGCAGAAAAGGCAGCCAGCAGCGUGGCCAAAACAGAAGCCAAGACGCCAGCAACAACAGCAGCAGCAACAGCAACGGCAACGGCAACAGCAACCACUACGAUUGCUGCUGCAACAACAACAUCAGCAGCAACUGUUGCUGCUGCCACAUUAUCGAGUCUGCCCGCACUUUCGCUGCCCGCGCUGUCACUGCCAACUGCUGCUGCUGCCGCUGCUGCUGCUGCUGACAGCGAGUCCAUGUCAAAGCCGCCCGUACAAAUCGCCGCCACCGACACUUUGGCAUCGGUGGCAAGUUCCGCUUAGUCACAAGCGUUUCUUUGGAUGUGCGGCACGCAAAUGUAUUUGGUGGCGCCACUCGAGAGUCUGCAAGGCAAUCAGAACUCGAACGCAAAUUAAUGGAGCUACAACAAUAACAACAACAACAACAACAACAACAAAACGUGCCGCUGCAAUUAGCACACUGAGAAGCGCAAAGAGAGGCAGCAACUGGAAAUGACUUGGCUAGACUGCAGCGCGUAAGCCUUACAGACAUUAAACAUGAAUACAAUUCUAUAUUCAUAUACCAAAUAACAAGCUAUAAGAUACAAGAUACACACACGAACACACACAUACACACAGAUACAGCGCAUUCGCAGACAUAUGCAAAUAUUUGUGCAAAUAUUUGCGAUUGGAAUUAGUACGAGUCGAAAUAAAUUAUAAGCGUAAUGGAAAUAUAUGACGUAUA
This is a messenger RNA of Drosophila hydei, 4748 nucleotides long. It is a transcript of the gene Su(z)2, whose product is annotated as protein suppressor 2 of zeste. The record is from RefSeq and is a predicted model, not a curated record. Gene Ontology annotation, cellular component: PRC1 complex. NCBI's taxonomy places the organism in Eukaryota, Metazoa, Arthropoda, Insecta, Diptera, Drosophilidae. Gene Ontology annotation, molecular function: metal ion binding; promoter-specific chromatin binding. Gene Ontology annotation, biological process: negative regulation of transcription by RNA polymerase II.